Zingiber officinale is the source of this 959-nucleotide messenger RNA. Its product is annotated as 60S ribosomal protein L11-like. The record is from RefSeq and is a predicted model, not a curated record. The transcript has 5 exons. Gene Ontology annotation, cellular component: cytosolic large ribosomal subunit; ribosome. Lineage: Eukaryota; Viridiplantae; Streptophyta; Magnoliopsida; Zingiberales; Zingiberaceae. Gene Ontology annotation, molecular function: RNA binding; structural constituent of ribosome. Bases 145 to 690 code for a protein of 181 amino acids. Gene Ontology annotation, biological process: translation.
GUUGCCAGGGGAUUUCCCAAAUCUAAAACCAGACUAGGGUUUUUAGCCACUCCCCACCCCUUUUUAAGGCCUGCCUUCCUAUUCACCCGCCGCUAGAGCUGCCAUUGCUUGAUCCUCUUUCCGCCGGCGAUUCUCUUAUCUGCAAUGGCUUCCGAGAAGAAGCUGUCCAAUCCGAUGAGGGAGAUCAAGGUUCAGAAGCUCGUCCUCAAUAUCUCCGUUGGCGAGAGCGGCGAUCGUCUGACCAGAGCUGCCAAGGUUCUCGAGCAACUUAGUGGACAAAUACCAGUUUUUUCUAAAGCAAGGUACACUGUCCGGUCCUUUGGAAUCCGGCGCAAUGAGAAGAUUGCAUGCUAUGUCACAGUUAGAGGUGACAAGGCAAUGCAACUUUUGGAAAGUGGUCUGAAAGUGAAGGAAUAUGAGUUGUUGAGAAGAAACUUCAGUGAUACUGGGUGCUUUGGUUUUGGCAUACAAGAGCACAUUGAUCUCGGAAUUAAGUACGACCCUUCCACAGGUAUUUAUGGCAUGGACUUCUAUGUCAUCUUAGAGCGCCCUGGCUAUCGCGUGAGCCGUCGCCGUCGCUGCAAAUCAAGAGUUGGCAUUCACCAACGUGUCACCAAGGAGGAUGCUAUGAAGUGGUUCCAAGUUAAGUAUGAAGGAGUCAUCCUCAACAAAGCCCAGGGAACUAGUUAAUUAGGAUUUGGCACAACUGAACCUAGCUACUAGUUCUAGAGCUGAAUUAAGCUCAUCUAUCCACUUUUUCCCCAAAGGAGUUUUUUUUUGGUAAACCGCUCUUAUUUGUGUUUGUGCCCCCAACCAAGAUCUUUGCUUUUAGUAUUUGUCACUCUAUUUUGGUGCCUAUUUUUGUCUGUGACAACAUUAUUGUUGCCCUUAUCUUUGAAAACUCACCUACAAAUACUUUCACAUUCCAAACAAUAUUUUCUACCUGCUACUCUCCAUUA